Messenger RNA from Osmia bicornis bicornis, 436 nucleotides. RefSeq lists its product as uncharacterized. NCBI's taxonomy places the organism in Eukaryota, Metazoa, Arthropoda, Insecta, Hymenoptera, Megachilidae. The transcript is spliced from 3 exons. The record is from RefSeq and is a predicted model, not a curated record. Bases 65 to 436 code for a protein of 123 amino acids.
CACGCAGGAAUAUAGCUUGGUAAUAAACCUUGUAAGAACUUGGAACUUGCUUUCAGCCUUCGUUAUGAGAUACUUCUUGCUCUUUAUGGUCGCCGUUGUCUGCGAAGGGACAAGGAUACCUAGGAUAUCGGAGUCCUUUUUUCCGGGCUUUCAAGGCGCUCAUCAUGGACACGGUGGCCCUAGAUAUCAGCACGGACAACUGGAUAACUACGGUCCUGUACAAUUUCCUGGAGAUUACAGGGGACCCUAUGGAAACUUGGAUAUAGGGAACGAGUUCUACGGUCGUCAGGGUGCCAUUGGUGGUCACGCGAACGUUGCCGACCAUUUUGCAGGAGGUCCGUUCAACGUUGCUGGCAACCACGGAGGCUUCAAUCCACAUCAGGCUCUUCCUCGGAACUACGAACGCUACAACCAUGCACACGAUUACGAUUAUUAG